Molecule: messenger RNA, 2014 nt
Organism: Brassica oleracea var. oleracea
Lineage: Eukaryota; Viridiplantae; Streptophyta; Magnoliopsida; Brassicales; Brassicaceae
Product: probable glycosyltransferase At3g07620
Exons: 5
Coding region: 166-1995 (609 amino acids)
Molecular function (GO): glycosyltransferase activity
Source: RefSeq, a predicted model, not a curated record
AUCCGACAAGAAUCAAUUUUCUCGUGAUACUUUCUUUUUCCUUCUCUUUCGUCCUCGUUUGUGACCAGAAGGCGAUCAAACUCAAUCAUCAGAACUCCAUAUGCCUCUCUUGAUAUUCUUUUUGAUUUCCUAUAGACUUCUCAACUUUGUCAGCUGUUCAGGGCCAUGAAGAUGAGUUAUGUAUUUCCAUGGCUAUGGAAGGUAGAAAGCAGACGGCUUCUAUGGCUAUUGGGACUCACAUUUGCACUCAUUGUCACCUUCCAAUACGUCGAGCUACCAUACUCUAUCUCCUCUCUCUUCUCUUCCACCAAGAUGCCCGUUUCAAGAAACUCAACUUCACUUAUAGGAGACCGUAAGCAUCAUAAUGAUAACUUUACUCCAGCAAUGGUACCGAGCUUCUCCCAAAACAAUGCUACUUUGGUGGAUGAUUCUGACAAAGAAGCUGUAUUCCAGCCUUCAUUACCUACUUCAAAUUCGUCUCCGGUCAAGGAAAACGCAACCGCAACCGCCCCUGUCGCUAGUGUAGAGGCACCAGCUGCGUUACCUGGUUUAAAACCGUCUCCGGUUAAGGAUAACGCAACAGUAAAUGUGGCUAGUGCGAAGGUCCCAGCUGCUUUACCUGGUUUAAACCAGUCUCCUUUAAAGCAAAACGCUACACUACCUAGAACUAGCAAAGUACAUGACAAGAAUUCAACUAAAGAAGAUGUUGGUGAUGCUUCUCAUGUUGUGAGAUUUGUACCUGACAUAAAGGAGAACGCAAAAACGACUGAUUCAGGAGUGAUGUCCAUAUAUGAGAUGAGCAAGCAGCUGCGUCGAAACCGUAUUUCUCAUAAUCGUCUUGCGAAGAAACCAAAAUGGGUUACUAAACCUGACCUAGAGCUUUUACAAGCAAAACAUGAGAUUGAGAAUGCACCAAUUGAUGACAAAGAUCCUCUCCUCUAUGCACCUCUUUAUCACAAUGUUUCCAUCUUCAAACGGAGCUAUGAGAUGAUGGAGGAGAUGUUGAAGGUUUAUGUAUACAAAGAAGGAGAUAAACCUAUAAUGCACACUCCAAGACUCGGAGGGAUAUAUUCAUCCGAAGGCUGGUUCAUGAAACUUAUUGAAUCCAACAACAAAUAUGUCACAAAGGACGCUACAAAGGCUCAUCUUUUCUACUUACCAUUCAGUUCCCAGAUGCUCGAGGAGACUCUAUAUGUAAAGAAUUCUCAUAGUCACCGCAAUCUCAUUAAGUAUCUAAAAGACUAUAUUGACUUCAUUUCCAUAAAAUAUCCUUUUUGGAACCGAACUUCUGGAGCUGAUCAUUUCCUUGCCGCCUGCCAUGACUGGGCUCCAUCGGAGACACGGAAGCAUUUUUCCAAGACUAUAAGGGUGUUGUGUAACUCGGAUGUUAAAGAAGGCUUUGUCUUUGGAAAGGACACAUCUCUACCCGAGACAUACGUUAGAGAUCCCAAGAAACCACUAAGUAACAUCGGUGGCAAGUCUGCGUCCAAAAGGCCAACACUAGCUUUCUUUGCUGGUCAACCCGAUCACGGGUACGUUAGGCCAAUACUACUCUCUUACUGGGGUAACAACAAAGAUCCUGACCUGAAAAUAUUUGGGAAGCUUCCGAGGUCUAAAGGAAACAAGAACUAUCUUCAGUUCAUGAAGAGGAGCAAGUACUGCAUUUGCGCUAAAGGGUAUGAAGUGAACAGCCCUAGGGUGGUGGAGGCUAUUUUCUAUGAUUGUGUUCCAGUCAUCAUAUCUGAUAACUUUGUGCCACCUUUCUUCGAGGCUUUGAACUGGGAGUCGUUUGCGGUUUUUGUGUUGGAGAAAGAUAUCCCCAACUUGAAGAAGAUUUUGAUGUCUAUAUCGGAACGUAGGUACAAGCAAUUGCAGAUGAGAGUAAAGAGAGUGCAGAAGCAUUUUUUGUGGCAUGUGAAGCCUGAGAAGUAUGAUAUGUUUCACAUGAUUCUUCAUUCGGUUUGGUUUAACCGAGUUUUCCAAAUUUCGGUUUAGAAGUUCUUUAUCAAACAAA